CAGUGUCAAUGUCAAAGGAAUUAACUUCUUGUUCUUGAAUAAAAAUUAUAGUCGUUCUUGAUCAUCACCUAUAAAUUUUUCUUUUAAUGUUAUUAGCCGUAGUAAUUCUAUAUACAAUUAUAUUUUAAAUUACAGCGUCACUAAUCUUACCGUUGCCAAAUAAUGGUUUAUGGUUAACUACCUACGUAACAAAUACCAGGUCAUUUAAAAUAUUGGACCUGAACAUCUCUUGCGCAAAAUGGAAAUUUUAGAAAGAAUUUAUCAUAACAUAACACGACAGUUUAACACUUUACCGGCAACAGUCAAUAAAACGGUGGACACAGUUAAUAAGUCCCUAAAUCAAGUGAGAAUACCUCCAUUUACAAAAGAAAAUGUGUUAUAUUAUUAUUUGCCCAUACAGGGACUUGUUAGUUACACAACAUUGUCGGUGGGUGUGAUGAAUCCCCAUCUGAUGGUGAGAUUGUUUCCACGUAGAGAUAUAACAGAUGUAUUAUUUCUCUCUGCUGGAGGUGGCGCUGGACUGUGGCUGUGGGCAAGGCCACAUUUAGCAGCUGCAGCUCCUGCAAGACGAUUUUCAUGGGCAUUCCUAGGAGGUUGCCUCUGGCCUCUUGGUUCUAUAUUCCUUUGGGCAAUACUAAGAAGCUCAAUUGGCCAAAGACCUGUUCUUGGCACGAUUCUUGGAGUUACCACUGGAGCAAUGCUCACAAAUAUAGCAUUAGAUUACUUUAGCUAUGUUGAACUAAUGUUCUGCGGUGAAGUACGAUUACCUGACGACACAUAUAGCCCAAACAGUGAUGAUGAAAAAUAUGAUAUUGAUCUGUAGUAUUUUUAUUAUUAAAAUGAGCUUUUUACAAAAUAUUAAACCACAUUUUUGAAAUAAAUCACAUCUAUUUUAUAAUUCCAAGUUACAUUAGUGCUUACUGUUGGUGUAUUUUAUUUUAUUAUAGCAUGUACUUAAAAUUAUUGUUGUAUCAACUAUGUUUAUACAAAAAGACAAAUUGUGCGAUUGUGGACAUUAAUUUUGUGAAUAUGUAUUGUGAUUGGACAUGUGUAACCAUGUAAAUUAUUAAAUUAAAUUAUUUCCUUCUGUUAAAA
This is a messenger RNA of Bicyclus anynana (squinting bush brown), 1095 nucleotides long. RefSeq lists its product as uncharacterized. The coding region runs from base 239 to 823 and encodes 194 amino acids. NCBI's taxonomy places the organism in Eukaryota, Metazoa, Arthropoda, Insecta, Lepidoptera, Nymphalidae. The transcript is spliced from 2 exons. The record is from RefSeq and is a predicted model, not a curated record.